CAGUUGCUAGCUCAAACUGAUAUGAUUAUCACAUAGAAGUUCCCCAAAAAUAUGAAAAAGUAGGAAAAACAAUCAUUAUUAAUUUCUCAAAAUUGAGGAAGAGGACCUUAAGGGGCAGGUCUUUUUAUUAGUGUUAUUUAUUAUUUUACAGUACCUGUGGCGGUGGUUAAUCAUCAAAAGCUCUCUUUUUGAUGCGAGCGUGAGGUAUAUAAAUGGAGCUUCUAUGCCUUUACCUUUUUCUUUACACACUCUCCUUCAUAAACACAUUGUAAAAGGCACGUUUGUCAUGAAGGAGCAAGUUUGAAGAAAUCCCAAAUUGAAUAAAGUGGUUUUGAUUUGAGGAAAAAGCUUGAAUGGAAGGCAGAGUUCCGAAAGUUGGAGGAGGAUCAGAAAUGGGGCUGGGUUCUGUAACACUGACUAGGGCUUGAAUGGGGGUAUUUAUUAUGCUGAAAUCAAUGUUGUUUGCAUAAUUGACUGUUUCCAUGGACUUCUUUUCAGCCCUUUCUUUGAACAGUCAGUUUUAGCUUCUCUCUCUCCUGGGGGGCCUUCUUUAUGAUUUUUGGUACUUCAAGUUUAGUGUUGGCUUUGGAAAUGGUAGCUGCCAUGCUCGUGUGAACUUUGGUACAUCUUUUGGGUACUUGGAUUUUGUUUGAGCCUCUUGCAAAUUUUACCAUCAUUUACUGAAGCUGCUUUUUCUCUUCCAACUUCUAGCCUUUUUUUGUGCUUCAAAAUUUACACAAGUUUCUAGUUCCUUCAGUUCUCAAGGUUGUCCUGGAUUCUGGUUGAUGCUUGUGAUGGAAUCAUGUUUGUUGAAUUUGUGUCGAGGCUUAGGAGGCUCCAUCUGUUAUUUUGCUUAUUUGAAAUUUGACCAUUUUUUUAUAUUUGGCCACUGUUGAAGGUACUUAUUGUUAAAUUUUCUCUGAUUACCAGUUAGUUAGGAAAAAAGAUCAUAGAAAAGAAUCUGCUAGUGGAGUGGUUUGGUAUAUGUUGUUGAGGAGGGGUGGAUAUGAGUGACAAAAAGAAGUUUGAGGUGGAUAGAAACGAGGAUCCUAUGGGUUAUUCUAGUGGUAUGCACUCGGAUUGGAGAUUCGAGGGUGCAAAUCUUGCAAAUUCUUCUGCAGGUUUGGUUGCCAUGGGAAAUUCUAUGAACGCCAGCAGAGGGGAUUUGAUUGGUUCGUCUUCAUGUUCCUCUGCUUCAAUGGUGGACUCUUUUGGUGCAAGCUACUGGGACAACACCACCGGCUCCCAAAACCUGGGAUUUUGUGACUUUAAUGUCCACAACAAUGGGGGUUCUUCAAAUACUGCUGGAAUAAGAAAAGAGGGCUUUGGCUUUGGAAGAGUUGCUCAGGUUCAUCAUGGAACACUUGAAAUGGCUUGGAACCCUGCUAAUUCUAUGGUACCGAAUGGCCCAGGGUUGUUUCCGCACAGUUUAUCUCAGUUUCCAACUGAUUCUGGAUUCAUCGAGAGAGCUGCAAGAUUCUCAUGUUUCAGUGGAGGGAAUUUUACUGAUAUGGUGAACUCAUAUGGUAUUGCUCAAUCAACGGGGGUUUAUGGAGCAAGAGAUGCUAUUGCAGGACAUGGGUUGAAAUCUGUAACUGAAGGGCAAUCUCAAGGAGGUGAUAUGAAUGUAGUUGAAGCUACGAAAGAUUUGUCUCCAUCUGUUGAGCAUCUGGCUUCUAAAGGAAGCCCUCUCAAGAGUGAUAAAAGAAGUGAAGGUCAUAUUAUGUCUCAAGAUGAUGGGAAGCUAUCUCUUGUUAGGCCUGCUAAUGAGUCUGAUAGAGCUGAAUCUAGUGAUGAUGGUGGUGGCCAGGAUGAUUCUCCAUUGUUGGAAGGUGCUAGUGGCGAGCCUUCAAUCAAAGGGCUAAACUCAAAGAAAAGGAAAAGAAGUGGGCUGGACGCUGAUAAUGGGAAAGGCAAUGGAGCUACAGAAAUUCCUAAUGAUGCUGCUCAGGACAACUCUGAGAAUCAACAGAAGGUAGACCAUCAACCAAUUCCAGCAACCAAGUCUUCAGGGAAGAAUGCCAAACUAGGGUCUCAAGCUUCUGAUCCACCGAAGGAGGAAUACAUACAUGUUAGGGCUCGCCGGGGUCAAGCAACAAAUAGCCAUAGCCUUGCAGAGAGAGUUAGGAGGGAAAAGAUAAGUGAAAGGAUGAAGUUUCUUCAAGACCUUGUACCGGGAUGCAGCAAGGUCACUGGCAAGGCAGUAAUGCUAGAUGAAAUCAUCAACUAUGUACAAUCACUUCAGAGACAGGUUGAGUUUUUGUCUAUGAAACUUGCAACAGUAAAUCCGCGGCUGGAUUUUAAUAUUGAAGGACUUCUUGCAAAAGAUAUUCUUCAACAUCGGCCAGGUCCUUCUUCUGGUCUAGGAUUUCCUCUAGAUAUAUCCAUGGCUUUUCCUCCAUUACAUUCAUCUCAACCAGGGCUGAUUCAUCCAAUUAUUCCCAACAUGGCAAACUCAGCUGACAUUCUUCAAAGAAACAUCCAUCAACAGUUAGCUCCCUUGAAUGGUGAAUUGAAGGAGCCAAAUCAGCUAUCUGAUGCAUGGGACGAUGAGCUUCACAACGUCGUACAGAUGAGUUUUGCAACAACUACUUCCCUGAGUAACCAACAUGUUGAUGGUACUGUGUCAGCAAGUCAGAUGAAAGUUGAACUUUGAUGUUUACUCUUCGUACAUUCAUCUUCACUACAGCACGUAUUUGGCUUUCAUUCUUGUCAGAUGCAAAUAACUAAAGCUCAGAGUUCUACACAAGGCUCACCAAACUUGAAGGCCAUAAUCACAAUUCUCUGCAAUAUAUUUGAAAUGAGAUACUACUGAGUAAUGUUCUGGUGUCUAGGUCUUUUGAGGGCAGUGACACACUCUACUAGGUUAGAGGAUGUAGAGCAGUAUUUAAGGAUGUUUCCCUUUUCAAGCGUGAAUAUAUGUAUCAUAUGCUUAGAAGUGGAAUUCUAUUUUAUCAAAAUAGGUUUGCUCACUGGAUAUAUUAAAGAAUGUAAAGACAGGAUCUUACUGAGUCUGAUGAACCUGGAGAAAUGCUAAAGAGAAUUUUUUUUUGGGCUGAGCAUAGCUUACAAAGUGCUAUGAGAACCUGUUGAUGAUUUUUAUUGAUGCUUGCCAGUUGCUUGCUUGCACAUAAUGUAAUGCUUUUUCUGCCCAACAAUUAACUGUUACAUUCUUUCA
Messenger RNA from Vigna unguiculata (cowpea), 3178 nucleotides. RefSeq names its product basic helix-loop-helix (bHLH) DNA-binding superfamily protein. Gene Ontology annotation, cellular component: nucleus. Gene Ontology annotation, molecular function: protein dimerization activity; DNA-binding transcription factor activity. The record is from RefSeq and is a predicted model, not a curated record. Gene Ontology annotation, biological process: regulation of DNA-templated transcription. Lineage: Eukaryota; Viridiplantae; Streptophyta; Magnoliopsida; Fabales; Fabaceae.